This is a messenger RNA of Oncorhynchus nerka (sockeye salmon), 3452 nucleotides long. RefSeq names its product palmitoyltransferase ZDHHC1-like. Gene Ontology annotation, cellular component: Golgi apparatus; endoplasmic reticulum. The record is from RefSeq and is a predicted model, not a curated record. Gene Ontology annotation, biological process: protein targeting to membrane; peptidyl-L-cysteine S-palmitoylation. Bases 752 to 2488 code for a protein of 578 amino acids. NCBI's taxonomy places the organism in Eukaryota, Metazoa, Chordata, Actinopteri, Salmoniformes, Salmonidae. Gene Ontology annotation, molecular function: protein-cysteine S-palmitoyltransferase activity. The transcript is spliced from 12 exons.
UUGAAAUAUCGGAAGGAUUUUGUUUUUACACGAACCAAGUCUACUGUUAUUAUCCGUUAUCUGGUUAAAAUAACUUACCAUUUCAGAUGAAAAUAGUAUAACUCAAUUGGUGGUAGCUUUUGAUAUUUCAUGAUUUGGUAUUUUUUGUUGAAUCGUUGUAUUAACAAGCUACUGUCGCUGGUUGAGUUUACCGAUGCCACCUUGCCCAGGCUAGUGACUGUUACAGUAGGUUAAUACCGCGGUUAGCUACAGAGCUAACAGAUUCCCGGCAGCAUCUCCAGACAUAAAGAAAAAGCUCCUAAUCAAUCAACUGAUCCUGGUACAGUUACCUAACGUUACCUUUUCUUGCUUUCAGAUAAGCUAGCAAAAAGCAAUUAGCUUGCUAGCCUAAAACAAAUCGUAUGGGGUGUUGAUUUGGAAGCUAAGGAAGCUUAACUAGCAAGUUAUAUCCCCCUCAUGGCAUAUACUUUUACGCCCUACUGACUUGAAUUCCUUGGAGGAGGAGGGUUGGCUGAUUGCCUCUGUGUGGUGUGCAGCUAGCUAGUUAAAAACAAUGGCUGGCAUUCAUGCUGAAUGAAGCAAGACAUGGGACCCUGCUGCUGGACUUUAGCUGAAUCCCCUGGAGGAAAGACAGCGGCGGACCUGCCUUGUUGUGAUCCGACUCUGAGAUGAUUUGGUUAAGAAGAACAGCCCUCAGCAGCAGCGUCCCCAGUCGAUUCAACCCGCACUGAAAAGAAGGUGCCCCUCCCGUAUGGACGUGUGUAAACCCAACCCCAACCGUACGGCCCCAGUGAGUGAGGCUGGGCCCCGGCGGGACCUGCCUCUGUGCUCCAGGACCAAUGGGUGGAGCUGGCCUCCACACCCCUUCCAGCUCCUGGCAUGGCUCCUCUACCUCUUCUUCGCUGUCACCGGGUUUGGAGUGUUUGUCCCUUUGCUCCCCUCCCACUGGAUCCCUGCUGGCUACAUUUGCACGGGCAUCAUGUUUGUGUGUCACCUGUUCGUCCACCUGAUGGCGGUCUCCAUCGACCCCGCGGACUACAACGUCAGGGCCAAGAGCUACCACGGCCCCGUGCCCGUGUUCGACCGCACCAAACACGCCCACGUCAUCGAGAACUGCCACUGCUACCUCUGUGAAGUAGACGGCCAGGCAGCAGUGCUGUGUCACUGCAGGUGGCUCAACAACUGUGUCGGGAGCCGGAAUUACUGGCUCUUCCUAAACAGUGUGAUCUCUGCUCUGCUGGGUAUAUGCCUGGUGGUGGUCAUCGCCAGUUACAUCUUCAUCGAGUUCUUCUUGGAUCCCUCAAAGCUGCGCACUGAUAAACACUUCCAAGUGAAGAAUGAGACGGUGGUAUGGUUUGUUUUCCUGCCCGUGGCUCCUGUCUCCACAGCAGGACCAGCCAUCCCUGCCCUGGCUGGCCUCACCAUCGCCCUGGGCCUGCUCUCUGGUCUGCUGCUGGGGCAUCUACUCUGCUUCCACUUCUACCUCAUGUGGAACCGUCUGAAUACCUAUGAGUACAUUGUCAGACAGAGGCAUCGCCAGGAGCCCAGAGACCUCAGUAAAGGAGGACAGGGGACCCAAGCAGCGCCUCCUAAAUCCAACCUCAUCAAGGAUGUAAGCUACUCGGGGACUCUGGGCUAUACCAACCCUGAGAUGGAGGUGGAGGAUCCUACCACCAUGGCUGCAGCGCGGGGGGGGCUAGAGUACUAUGGCAACGGCAGAGUUCAUAGUUCAUCCAGCAGGAUGGUCGAAGAGGAGCAGUUACCCACCGUCUCUACUGAGCACAGAGCUGCACCACGGAAACACAUCCAGAAGAAAAAGAGGAAAGUCCACAAAGUGCCAGCGGAGGUGAUCAACGACCGUUCCACUGAGACCAGCAGCAACAGAGACCCAGCCUUCAACACUACAGAACCUGUAGACUCCUGCAGUGUAACUCCAGUCCCCACGUCCGUGUCCCACCUGUCCAGCUCCCUGAGCCAGCACCUCUCCUUCCCCCUGCGGGCCUCCCAGCCCCCCACUAUCUCCCUACAUCCUGGUCUCCAACCUGACCCCGUGCUGCCCGCCGGGCCCCCUGCUGAGUAUCACUCUGACUCUGCAGAGUCCCUGGAGGAGAUCCCCGUGGCGUUGGCACGACUGGGCACCUCCGCCGCGGCAGGACCGUCUACGGGUAGGACUGCAGCGUCUGGGUCGUCUUCUCAACGCUCUCUACUGCUGCCUGCAGCCCGACCCCAUCCCUCGCCCCAGCCCCGGACCAAGAGGAAGUCCUCCGCACACAGCAGCAGGACAGGGGAAGGGGGGGAGCAGAGGUUUGAGAUGGCCGCCCAGCCUCCUACGGUCUACGUCAGUAGGAGUAGUGGACAGCCGGGGGGAGGAGCCCAGCACCGGGACAACAAACACAGCAGCAGACAGGCCAGUAGGAGAGGCCUGGAGCAGCCUGGUCCUGGGUCCAGCUCCAACCAUAGCUCCAGGGCAGGCACCCCAAUGGCGUAGACUAGCUCCCCCAGGAUGGACCACUGCACCCUGGGCCCCAGGAUGGACCACUGCACCCUGGGCCCCAGGAUGGACCACUGCAUCCUGGGCCCCAGGAUGGACCACUGCAUCCUGGGCUGGAGGGCUGGCUGGCUGUCUGACUGGUUGGCUGCCUGACUGGCUGGUUGGCUGGCUGACUAGCUGGCUGGCUGACUAGCUGGCUGUGUAACUGGCUGGCUGGCAGGCUGACUAGCUGGCUGGCUGGCUGACUGACUAGCUGGUUAUGUAGCUGGCUGUCUGUCUGACUGUCACGUUGUUACCUUGAUGACUAGGAUACACUGCUUUUGAUAGAGAGAAACAAUCCCUGAUGUAGCGUUGUGUCGAUACAACCUAUGAAACUAAAUAACUCAGCAGAACAGAAUGGACUGUCUGUCUGUCUGACUGUCUGACUGACUGACUCUCUGACUGACUGUCUGUCUGUCUGACUGACUGUCUGUUCUGCCUGGAAGAGCCUUGAUACCACAGUCUCCACUAUGAUUACAUCCCCAAUGGCACCCUGUUCCCUAUAUAGUGCACUACUUUAGACCAGGACCCAAUGGCACCCUGUUCCCUAUAUAGUGCACUACUUUAGACCAGGACCCAAUGGCACCCUGUUCCCUAUAUAGUACACUACUUUAGACCAGGGCCCAAUGGCACCCUGUUCCCUAUAUAGUGCACUACUUUAGACCAGGACCCAAUGGCACCCUGUUCCCUAUAUAGUGCACUACUUUAUACCAGGACCCAAGCACCCUGUUCCCUAUAUAGUGCACUACUUAAGACCAGGACCCAAUGGCACCCUGUUCCCUAUAUAGUGCACUACUUUAUACCAGGACCCAAGCACCCUGUUCCCUAUAUAGUGCACUACUUUAGACCAGAGCCCUUAGCUCAUAGGGUUCCAUUUGUAAUGCGUCCUAUAUGAUUAAAAUCCCCACAACACUAAAUGUUA